Molecule: messenger RNA, 255 nt
Organism: Acaulospora colombiana
Lineage: Eukaryota; Fungi; Glomeromycota; Glomeromycetes; Diversisporales; Acaulosporaceae
Source: the annotation of a GenBank genome assembly
AUGUUCGAAGUUCGCAUGAAUGGGAGAAAUGGAUGUGCAGAACUGGCUCGGGUUACCGAAAUUGGACUGGGUCGCGAUUAUAUUCUCGGGCCUUCAAAUAAACAAAACCUUUUAUACAAUGGAGACGUCUGGUGGGACCUGAAUCCGGAGCAAUACCACCCAGUACACUUAUUACGAGCGUACACCAUAAUCGGACCAUCAAUAGCCCUUCGCCGAGUUCCCUAUAUUAAAGAGGCUAGGGGAAUUGAUCAAUGA